GCUAGAAAGACCGCAGCACUGGUGAAGUUUGAGAAAGAAAAAAUUGAAGGCAAACAGGGAAGUGAGGAGAAUCAGAUCUCAGAGUUUGGGGGAGAAGACACCAUAAGGAAUAGCUCUCUGUCCACCAAAGCCAGAAGGGCGGAAAGAGCAGGUUUAGGAGAGCCAGAACCCACAGGCCUCCUAGGAUAACAGUGGCACACAGGCUGGAGCCACCCUUCCAGCUGAACGUGUGUUCCCUCAGUUCCCCAGCGGAUGAGGCCGUGAGACAGAACGCACAGACCCUGCGGGAACAGGAUUCCCCGGGCCAUGGCCCAGGUCAGCAUCAACAGAGACCUUGGCGAAUGGGGCUUAAGCACGGACUCUGGGGAGCGUGCCCGUCUGCUGCAGAGUCCCUCUGUGGACAUAGCCCCCAAGAGUGAGGGCGAGGCCCCUCCUGGUGGUGCAGGCGGAGGCACCACUUCAACACUUGGAGCCAUCUUCAUCGUUGUCAAUGCCUGCCUGGGCGCGGGGCUACUCAACUUCCCGGCAGCCUUCAGCACUGCCGGGGGCGUGGCAGCCGGCAUCACGUUGCAGAUGGCCAUGCUGGUUUUCAUCAUCAGUGGCCUCGUCAUCCUGGCCUACUGCUCCCAGGCCAGCAAUGAGAGGACCUACCAGGAGGUGGUGUGGGCUGUGUGUGGCAAGCUGACAGGCGUACUGUGUGAGGUCGCCAUUGCCACCUACACCUUCGGGACCUGCAUCGCCUUCCUCAUCAUCAUCGGGGACCAGCAGGACAAAAUUAUAGCUGUGAUGGCAAAGGAGCCUGAGGGGCCUGGCGGCAGCCCCUGGUACACAGACCGCAAGUUCACCAUCAGCCUCACUGCCUUCCUCUUCAUCCUGCCCCUUUCCAUCCCCAGGGAGAUCGGCUUCCAGAAAUAUGCCAGCUUCCUGAGCGUCGUGGGCACCUGGUACGUCACUGCCAUCAUUAUCAUCAAAUACAUCUGGCCUGAUAAAGAGAUGACCCCAGCAGACAUCCUGAACAGGCCAGCCUCCUGGAUAGCCGUGUUCAAUGCCAUGCCCACCAUCUGCUUCGGAUUUCAGUGUCACGUGAGCAGCGUACCCGUCUUCAACAGCAUGCGGCGGCCCGAGGUGAAGACCUGGGGCGGCGUGGUGACGGCCGCCAUGGUCAUCGCCCUCGCUGUCUACAUGGGCACAGGUAUCUGCGGCUUCCUGACCUUUGGAGCCGCCGUGGACCCUGACGUGCUCCUGUCCUACCCGUCAGAAGACGUGGCUGUGGCUGUGGCCCGUGCCUUCAUCAUCCUGAGUGUGCUCACCUCCUACCCCAUCCUGCACUUCUGCGGACGGGCGGUGAUCGAAGGCCUAUGGCUGCGCUACCAGGGCAUGCCGGUGGAGGAGGACGUGGGCCGGGAGCGGCGGCGGCGAGUGCUGCAGACGCUGGUCUGGUUCCUGCUCACCUUGCUGCUGGCUCUCUUCAUCCCUGACAUCGGCAAGGUCAUCUCAGUCAUUGGAGGCCUGGCUGCCUGCUUCAUCUUUGUCUUCCCAGGGCUGUGCCUCAUUCAGGCCAAACUCUCUGAGAUGGAGGAAGUCAAGCCAGCCAGCUGGUGGGCGAUGGUCAGUUACGGAGUCCUCUUGGUCACACUGGGAGCCUUCAUCUUUGGCCAGACCACAGCCAACGCCAUUUUUGUGGAUCUUUUGGCAUAAGAUCACUGCCUCCCAGAGAAUUAUUAGCCUUUGUUGUUGGACCCAGGAACCCAUCUCAUAGAGCUUCAGGACCACCCUGGGCCCGGCAUCAUUCCCCUCCACUGGUGGGAUGACAUCCGCAACAUCCUUUCCCAGGAACAGUUCUGGGGUGAAAUCAGGCCCCACCCCCGUGGACAGUUCAAACUCAGCUCCCUUCCUGCUCCCCCAUCCUGGCAGCGCCGUGGAUGGUAGGAGGAAGUCUCAUGCCACAGGGGAACCUCCUCCCCUCCUUCACCUCUCAACUUUUCCAUGCCUGGACGCCAUGGGUAAAGAGUGUCAGCAGGUCUCCAAAGAAAGAACUCAACCUGACUUGCCUCUGAAGAAACAGUGUGCACCGAGGGGUGCGCUCCUCCACAGAGAAGGCUGUCCUGAGUAGAGGCUCUGCUCAUCACCCCGGGACUCAGCACCUGCUCCCGUGUGUUGGCAGCCCAGCCACCAGCAGCUGCCUCUCGCGAGUCCCAGAGGAAGCCUGAAAGCAUAUGAGUGCACCAAGGCAGGUAGAUGGAUGCCUGGCCACUGCCUCCUGGGCCCUCAGAGAGCCCGAGAGCCCCCUUGUCCAUGGCUGAUGGACAUUUCCCAAGGCUUUUGGGGUCUCGCCCUGCCUCUUUACCCAGACCUGAUGGUCCAGGCAUCCCUCUGCUCCUCCAUCCCAGACAUCACCAAGUCUAAUGUUUACAAACGGUGCCAGCCCAGCUCCGAGCCAGGGGCCAGGAGCCACCCCGUGCCACGGUGCUGUGAGUACUCCCUGAACUCACCCCACGGUGGGGAGUCUGCUUUCUCUCUUAGAUUCCAGAUGGGCCCCUCUUUUCAAAGCAACAAGAGUGGGGACAUCCCUGGUGGUCCAGUAGUUAAGACUCUGUUUGCAAUGUCGGGGGCACGGGUGCAGUCCCUGUCAGGGAGCUAAGAUCCUACGUGCCGCGAGGUGCGACCAGAAAAAAAGUUAAAAAUGGGGCAAAGGCGCAAGAGUGGGUGGUGGAGCAGGCUGGGAAUGCCACGUGGGCUGGGCUCGUGAGGAUCAAGGUGACUGUGUCUGGUUUCUUCACUUUCAACGGCUGCUUCUCUUCUCCCUGCCCUCCAUGUCAACCCCAGCCUGGUACCCAGAGACGAGACAAGAACGGCAGCUGACAUGUCAUUGUCUGGACAACAUUUGAGUGUAGUCAUGCUGGCCUAGAAGUUUCCCUUCCAGUCUGGAUCUUGUCUGCUCCUUUCCCCCAUCACCUCUUCACCCCCACCCCAUUUUCCUAUGGAGCUCAGUCUCUCCUGCUCUCCUAAGUAUGGGAGUGGGGUGGACCAAACCCUCUCUUGUCCACUUCCUCAGCUCCACAUGUCCACCAAGCCUGGCCUCGGAGGCCUGUUAAUCACAUUAGGACAUAGCUAGGUUGUGCCCCACGCGAGGUAAGGAGGGAUAUUCUCCACCUUCAUAUUUUGAACUCUUUGGCUACUCAGGCCAACCCCAGGCGCCGAAUCAGGCUUUCUCUGCCUGGAACACUCAGCAUUUUCCCUGGCUCUUCCUGCCCAAAACCUCUGAAUGGAGAAGUGGGGGUGAGAGGGACCCACGUUCUCAGGGCAGUGAGAUACAAGAAGCAGAGGCUGGCUAGAGCCACAUAGACUUCUGCUCAGCCCCAGCCUAGGUGACUUGCCCCUCUUCACAUCCCCUCUAGGCUCCCCCAGGGCCAGGCCCACAUGGCCGUCUUCUCUCAGCCUGCUACACAGCACCAGGCCCCGCCAGCGCCCAUCUGGACAAGGUUGGGAGGAUGGACAUCAGCAGGGCUGCACCGCCGCCUCAUGUUGCAUUUCAAUCACGGGUGGGGUUCGCGAGGGGGAAAGGAGCUGGAAUCUGGCCUAAUAACCUCAGGAGCCCCUUCCCCUGCCCUCCCUGCCUGGGCAUUUUACUGUUUCUUUUUUACUUGUGCACAUUCAGACCAGGAAGAAUGGUUAAUAAAA
Messenger RNA from Budorcas taxicolor (takin), 3681 nucleotides. RefSeq names its product solute carrier family 38 member 7 (gene SLC38A7). The transcript is spliced from 12 exons. Gene Ontology annotation, molecular function: L-serine transmembrane transporter activity; L-histidine transmembrane transporter activity; L-leucine transmembrane transporter activity. The record is from RefSeq and is a predicted model, not a curated record. Gene Ontology annotation, biological process: amino acid transmembrane transport. Lineage: Eukaryota; Metazoa; Chordata; Mammalia; Artiodactyla; Bovidae. Bases 307 to 1698 code for a protein of 463 amino acids.